This is a messenger RNA of Vitrella brassicaformis, 3054 nucleotides long. Lineage: Eukaryota; Vitrellaceae. The record is from the annotation of a GenBank genome assembly.
AUUCGAUUGACGUAAGCAGCGUCUGAUCUCGAGUCUACCGUCCAUCAAGACCAUCCAUUCACGCAGGCAAGAGAGCAAAUUGCAGACGGGAUCACUACUGCAAGCAACUCCCAUUGUUGGCAGCAGGAAUACGGCUUACGAAAUGAGGUCGGGCGGGUUGGGAUCUCGUCCGCAGCAGGUGUAUUGGGAACAGCAGGGCCAAGACAGAAUGUGUGCGCUGCACUGCCUCAACUCACUUGUGCAGGUCAGUGAGCUGAGCACCCGACGAGUGGUUGACGAGGACAGGACGGGCACGCCUGCAUCUAUCUGUCUUUCUACGCUGCCUGCCUGCCUGCCUGCCGCUGCGUGUGUCCGUCCAUUCAGGGUCCGGUGUUCACAGCAGCUGAUCUGUCGAAAAUCGCCGUUGGCCUUGACGAGGACGAGAAGAAACUCAUGGAAGUGGGAGAUUCGAAGGACCUCAAGGCGUUCCUCGCUGAGGGAUCAGCCAAGUAGGAGGGAGGGAGGACAGCGCCGCUUUGCGCACACACGCAAGUUGGUUGAUUGAGUUGCGUGUGUGUGUGUUCAGCGUUGCAGAUGACGGGUUCUUUUCUGUGACGGUCAUCAUCAAGUGUCUGGAGCAGAGGGGCAUACAGUGCAUACCCUCCUACCGCCCAGACGUCAUCGAGUCCAUGCAGAAUCCAUCGUGAGCUCAAUUAACUAAGGAGAGAGAGGAUUGGCGUAGACAGAGGAGAACGAAGGCACCCCCAACGUUGGUUGGUUUGGCACUGUCAUGUGUGUUCAGCAAGGAGGAGGCGUUUUUGUUCAACCUGGCGGAGCACUGGUUCGCCGUCCGCAAAGUCAACGGCACAUGGUCAGUGAGUGAGUGCGGGAGGGAGGGAGGGAGGGAGGGACAAGGCAGCACACAACCCUCCACCCACCUCGUGUGUCUGUUUGCGGAUGUGUGUGUGUAGGUACAAUCUCGACUCCAUGAAGGUGCCGAGCAUCAUCGGUGAGUUCGGGCUGAGUGCCUUCAUCACUGCCGUGGUCGAGAAGGGCUACUCCAUAUUCGUCAUUCGGGGGUUCCUGCCGCAGCCAGACCCAGAGGUAGGUAGCUACACAAAUGCACCCACCUAACACACAUACAUCCCGUCCCAUGCCGCUCACUCACUUGGUUGCAUCUGUGUGUGCUGCCAUCCUUUGUGCUGUGCAGGACGUUCGCCGCUGCAGCCCACAUCAGAAGUACCUCACAAACGCCCAGAUCGAAAGUACCCCAGCGGCUCAUUGAGGCGUCCAGUCCGCCAGCCCACAACUCUUUCUGUGUCUGUGUGUGCAGAGAUGCAGGAAGAGGCCAAGGUGAAGGACGCCAAGGACAUGAAGGCAGCCCAGGACCUCGUCAACUCCAAAGAGGGAGGGGGAGAAUCCUCGGGCGCUGCCGAUGGCGACGUGAGACCAUGAACCACCGAGGGAUACCGUGGGCACUCAGCUUCAUUGUCCUUCCCUUGUGUGUAUGCUCCAUUCAUGUGUGAUGCAGAGCUCCUCUGGUCCCAAUUUCCUGGUCCGCAACCCCCACGAGGCCCCCAAACACGAAUGGCCCGACUCAGGCGGACAGUGAGUCGCGACUACCAAAGUCUGAUGCCAUAUCGAUGUGGGCUGAUUCCCCUCCCUCCCUCCCUCCCUGUCUGUCCGUGUGUGUCAAUCAAUGGUUGUGUGUGUCAGGCGUCUUGGCGGCGGCGCUGCAGCGGAGGCUGUCCCUGCGAUUGGCGAGGAGCACAUCGACCUCGGUGACAAGGAAACCACACAAGAACAAAUAUAUCCGGCAGAUGGGCUUUGAUGGGACGGGUGGUACAUGGUACGGUGUGUAUGGUAUGGUAUGGUAUGGCGUGCAGAUGAGGACCCUGAGCUCGCUGAGGCGCUCCGCCUGUCGAUGGAAACACACAAACAGGUAGGUACCCAUGACAGACAUGAACGAACGAUGACAGACAGGACUUACAUCUCACGUGACGUGGUUAUGUGUGUGUGCGUCAGGCCCUGCCCAGGCCGCCCGAGGAGCCCACGUCAGGACGCGCCUAUACGGUGCAGGUAAGCUUCAUCCAGCCACUCACUGAUUGAGUGACACGUCUGUCUGUCCGUCUGUCUGUCUCUCUGUCUGUCUCUCUGUCGUCAGGUGCGUCUUCCUUCCGGCGGCCGCAUGGUGCGCAAGUUUGCGCCUUCACACAUCAUCAAGGUAAGCACCUACCUUACCUGACACUACUCACUCUACUCUUGGCGUACGUAUUGUGCGUGGUUCGCCCCCCCCGCAGCAUUUGUUCCACUGGUUGGAGUAUGAGGAGCUGAGCGGCGUCGAGCCCAAACUCAGCAUGCGGGGCACGUGGUCACUGGUCGUCCCAUUCCCAAAGUAGCCCACCGACAACAGGCCCAACCGACACACCGUGAACCCUCUCUCCUUUGUCCAUGUGUCUGUCUGUCUGUCUGUCUGUCGUCAGGAAGCGCUAUGCCCGCGAGUCGGAGGGGCGUAUCGUCCUGUACGAGGGAACGAAUGUGCGUGAGGGAACCAGCCGGCAUUACACUGAGGGCAGCCAUGAAAUGAAUGAGACAACACGCGUGUGCGUGUGUAUGUGUGUGUAGGGUGGUGUGGAUGUGUCUGAGGUGACAUUGGAGUCGCUGGGCUUCUCGAACCAGGAGGCAUUCAACCUGCAGCUCUGACUCAGAUGACCAAUCAGCUGAGCCAGGCGGGCGGGCCGGGCGGGGGGGCAUUCAUAUAUACGAGGGCUUGUCAGUCAGUGCGGGCCGAAUGGCUGUGUGACACAAACGUUACGUACGUGGCGACAAAGACGUAGAGUGCAGCAAAAUGGAUGGAUGCCACAACCAUUGAUUCAUUCACUUAAUGAAUGGGAUGGAUGAAUGGGUGCAUGGAUGGAUUUGAUGGGUCCAUCCAUCCAUGCGGCUCAUCGAGUCUAUCGUGACUGUCAGCUGCUCGCUUUAUUGAAUCCAUGCAAAGUGAGCGCGGCUCACUGCGCCCUCCCCCCUCCUUUGCCUGAGAGAGAGAGCGACCGUGAACGGACGGAUGUCCUUGAG